AGCUUCCACCUCAGGUCCCAAUUAUGUUCCCUCCUGGUGAUCAUGCAGAAGGAGGAGAUGAAAAUCAACCUCACGCCUCAGCUCACAACUCAACUUCCACUACCAACCAAGACGUGGUGACAGCUCAGCUUACUGCCAUGCAGCAGCAGUUUGGUGUUUUUCAGUUGGUACUGGCUCAGCUUCUAGCUAGAAGUAAUCCUGCUCAAUCCCACAUUGCACCCGCUCAACAACCCAUCCCUGAUGAUGUUACUCGCCGCCUUGAUAGCCUGGAGAAGCUAGUAGCCGAACACCGAGGUGCUCCACCCCCACAACAUAUUACUAAUUCCAUACCUCACCCCCUGAAUACCAACAUCACACUGGAACCCUAUCCUACUGGCUUCAAAAUACCACAGUUGGAGACUUAUGAUGGGACGAAGGAUCCCGAUGACCACCUGCACGCCUUUUACUCUUGCAUGCAAGCUCAGAACGCCUCUGAUGCGUUAAUGUGCAAAAUUUUCCCCUCUACUCUGCGAGAAAUGGCAUCUGCCUUUGCCACUAAGUUUUCCAGUAGAAGGUUGAUUAGGAAAACUACUUCUGAGUUGAUGAGAGUUAAACAGAGGGAUGAAGAAUCUCUGAAGAACUACAUGAGCAGGUUUAAUGAUGCAGUUUUGGAGGUUAGUUCUUUUGAUCAAGCUGUGGGAAUUGCAGCAGUGAUCGCUGGUCUCAAGCAUGACAGAUUCAGAGACAGUUUGAUCAAACAUGCUGCCACCACUUUUAGCGAGGUGAAUGAUCGGUCUCUUAAAUUCAUAACUGCUGAGGAAUACGCCCUGGCGCAAAAUCCACCUUCCUCUAAGAACCAGAACCCAGAAUGGAGGGAUGACAACCCGAGCCGGAAAAGGAUGAGAAUGGCGCAGAACCGAGGUCCGGUGUUGACCUCCCCACCGAGAUUCGGAAGGCCGAACUCAACACCCCAGCAACAGUCUACAGGUAAACCUCCAGUUAAUUGGACUCCAUUUAAUAUGCCGAGGUCUCAAAUUUUUAUGCAGAUCAAAAAUAAGAUGGACUUGAGACGUCCUGGCCCAAUGCGAACUGCUGCUGCUAGUCGAGACCAUACCCGAUAUUGUGAUUUUCACCAGGAUCACGGCCAUACUACAGAGCAGUGUAACAGUUUAAAAUCCGAACUGGAAAGUUUAGCUCAGAAGGGAAUGCUGAAUGAGUAUGUACAGCGAGCUGAACAACCGAGUUUUGUCAGAGAACAGAGGCCGCAGCCUCAAGGAGUCCGCGAUCCCCCAAAUAGGCAAGGUGUGGGUUAUCAACAAACCCCACCCCCAUUCCCACCACCAGCUAGAAUCAUACAUAUGAUUACGAGAGGCCUUGAAGCAGGUGGACUGAGCUCUAAGCAGCGAAAGCUGUAUGUUAGGGAGGUUAAACAUCAAAACCGAGCUCAGAAGCGGAAGAUUGACUAUGCUGAAUGGAAGAAUCAACCAAUUACUUUCACAUCUGCUGAUCUCGGUACAGUUGUUACACCCCACAACGAUCCUUUGGUCACUUCUGUCAUGAUUAACAACUGUGAAGUACAGCGUGUCCUUGUUGACACCGGGAGUGCACCAAACAUCAUGUAUUUCCACUGUUUCGAGAGUCUGGGACUAGAUCCCGCAUUGUUGCAGAAGCAUGAUGGUCCUAUCUAUGGUUUCAACAACCAACCUGUUCCAGUAGAAGGAGUCCUUACCCUCCAUGUGGCUUUUGGGAGUGGUCGGACCUAUGUAGCCCCUUCAGUCCGGUUCCUCGUCGUCAAGAUGGCCUCUUCUUUCAACAUUGUUAUUGGCCGACCCACAUUGACCAACAUCCGAGCCGUGGUUUCCCAAUCUCAUCUUUGCAUGAAAUUCCCCACUCCUAUGGGAAUAGCAACACUGCGAGGAAAUCAGGAGGUGGACAGACACUGUUAUAUCACCUCGGUAACCCAACCAACGAAGGGUAAAGAUAAGACACCCGAAGUUAUUCCCUAGUGAAUUCCCGAUAAUCAGCAGGUU
This is a messenger RNA of Rubroshorea leprosula, 2009 nucleotides long. NCBI's taxonomy places the organism in Eukaryota, Viridiplantae, Streptophyta, Magnoliopsida, Malvales, Dipterocarpaceae. The record is from the annotation of a GenBank genome assembly.